This is a messenger RNA of Scheffersomyces amazonensis, 1719 nucleotides long. RefSeq names its product Pso2p (gene PSO2). Gene Ontology annotation, biological process: double-strand break repair via nonhomologous end joining; interstrand cross-link repair. Gene Ontology annotation, molecular function: 5'-3' DNA exonuclease activity; damaged DNA binding. Lineage: Eukaryota; Fungi; Ascomycota; Pichiomycetes; Serinales; Debaryomycetaceae. The transcript has a single exon. The record is from RefSeq and is a predicted model, not a curated record. The coding region runs from base 1 to 1719 and encodes 572 amino acids.
AUGAGUAACUUUGAUGGGUAUAUAAGGGAGUUUGUAGGUAUUGGGGUAGAUAAAUUUAAUAUUAAUGCUAAUAUUUUUCUUUUAACUCAUUGUCAUGCUGAUCAUUUAGUAGGAUUAUCAGCCGCGUCCUUUAAGGGUGAAGUAUAUUGUACUAAGGCUACUAAGUCAUUACUUGAAUUACAGAAUAAUUAUAAACAUAUUAUACCUUAUUUGAUUCCUGUACCAUUUAAUUGUCCAAUUGAAAUAUAUUUGGAUAAUAAUAAAAUCAUGAUUUCUUUAAUUCCAGCUUAUCAUUGUCCAGGAGCAUGUAUGUUCUUGAUUGAAAGUAAUUCUUCAUCGGUUCUAGUUACAGGUGACUUGAGAAUAUCAAAUUUGUGGUUAGAAGGAUUGAACUCUAAUCCAUUAAUAAGUUCGUAUAUUUUUGGAACAAAGAAACUUGAUAAUGUAUAUUUAGAUACUACAUUUGCAUAUAGAGGUGAACCAUUUAUUGAAAUUAAUAGUAAUAAUGAUGGAAUACAAAUAGCCAUAGAUAUGAUAAAGGAAUACCCUAAAAACGAUCCUCAACUUUGUUUCAAUUUUUUAGAUCAUGUUUUAGGGUUUGAAGAAGCUUGGGCUCAUAUAGUACAUGCAUUUGAUGGUAGACUAAUUGUCAGUGAUGAAAUAAAGAGGAUAAUUCAUACAAUUCGAAUGGAUGAAAAUAUAACUUAUUCGGAAUUGUUAGACAAGUUAGUAAACAAGCAAACAGCCACAGGUCCUUUAUUUAAGGUAGCUCAAGGUGAUAAAGAUGUAUUUCAGAUUAACAUAAAGCAGUGCAUAGAUUUCAAUAUAGUCGAUUUCACUGGAGUCUUUUUACCAAUACCCAUAACAUACGUAAAUAAUGAAGAUCUUGAACACAUAUUCACUACAACUAUGGGUAACCAAAUCUUCAAGUAUAAGAAUCGACCUUGGAUAUUGCCUAAGGGAGGGUCUGAACUUCUACCUAGUGAAAUAAAGCUUUUAUUUUCAAGACAUUCUUCAUACCUGGAGUGCAGACAUUUAAUCCGACUUCUUAAGCCCAAGCAAGUUUUUCCUUGUGUUUCGUCAAGGAAGCUUUGGAAUAAUGGAUUUUCAAUGUACAGGUUAUUUGGUGAUAUUUGUAAUACAGAUAAGCUUUCUUUUACUUAUGAUGUGUCUAUGUUUAAGCAGUUUGGUUUUCCAUCAGAAGCAAUAAACAAUCGCCCAGUAUCUAUUAUAGAUAGAUGGAACUUUGAAGAUUGUGCCAAUGAAUUAAAUCUCGUAAGAGAUUAUAUUAAUCAUAAAGGUGACAAAACAUCGAUACUUAAAGGUCAAUUAUAUAGAUCAGAAGGACAGUAUAUAGAAGAUAAAUCAUCCUUGAGAAUUGCAAGAGCUAAGGACUAUCGAUUACAGACACUAAUAGCGGGACGAGCAGAAUCACAUUACAGACAAAUGAUUAGGAAACAUCAAGAAAACUUUCAAAAUAAGAUUGAUAUGUUAUGGAAGUCACCUUCUGGAGGAGCUUAUGGGAUAGAUUCUGAUCUGGAUGAGAGUCAAGAUUAUCUGAGUCUAUCAGAAUCAGAAGAAGAUUCACCCACUACUAGUAUUGAGCUUAAUAAUAUGAAAGUAGAUCAGAUUGCUACUGAUUUGAUUCAAGAUCCUACGUAUUGGUUUAAUAUUAACCUUCAAAGUAUAACAUCCAAAACCAAAGGUACUAAUAUCUAA